This is a messenger RNA of Gongylonema pulchrum, 433 nucleotides long. NCBI's taxonomy places the organism in Eukaryota, Metazoa, Nematoda, Chromadorea, Rhabditida, Gongylonematidae. The record is from the annotation of a GenBank genome assembly.
AUGGCCAUAAAAAUGGUGCGCGUGUAUUUGACGAAGAAUGUUGGGCGAAUUUGGAAAGUAAACGGAUGGAAAAUUAUGGCCGCUCCAAACCAAUUGCCGAAAAAGCAGCAUGGAAUUAUUGGAAUACUUUACCAGAAGCUUCAAGGUUUCAAUUAACAGUGCUGAACCCAACAUUUGUUACUGGCCCAGUACUUUCCGACCAGGACCAUGGGAGCGCAACGUUCUACUGCUAUGGCGCACUAAAGCGGUUUCAUCUUACACGAGAGAAAGCGAUCGAUGUUCGGCUUGUGGCACCAAAACACACUUCAGUGCAUGGAUAUACCGUAUUCAUGCUAGUGACUCUGAAUCGACUGUUUCUCUACCGUGGCAAGUACUCGAGCCUACUAGAGCGAUCCAAAGUAAGUCGCUGUGAGUACGAAUCAUUAAGUUGAAA